AUGGCAGCAAUCCAGACACUAACAUACAUCAGGAACAUCAUCAAAUUCAUGACACCUAAAAAGGCAGCCCAGAUUCUAGUAAUAGAGAACAACUUGGAACAGCUGAUCAGGAAGAUGUGUGAAGAAUAUCUAAAAGGACAGGCUCAAGAUGGGAAUGGGAAAGAGACAACAGUGCUGAUGUGGAGCAGGGACAACCAAGGAUUAGAGGCUGAGGAGGACGGGAUGGAGGAAGAAGAGUACGGAGAGGAGGGCAUGGUGGUGGAGAUGGAUGUGGAGUGGCAUCCUUCUGGGCCGGGCAGGAGGUCCUCAUCCUUGGUGUCCUCCAGUAGCGGGGGCAGCACAGGCUUGUUAGGGUAUCAUCACCGCCCCAACAGUCUGGGCAGCCAGGGGCAGAGGGGCAGCAGGAGAAAGGGAGAUGCUGGCACUGGAGUGGGCAUAGCUGGCCCAAGAGUUAGAAACAUGCACCAGAACUGCAUUUCUGUCGUACAGUGGAUCUACGGAAUUCAUGAGUCUCCCAUUGAAGUAAAUGAGAUGUGGAUUCCCCCUCAGAAACCACUACUUCACACAAACCAUCUCAUGACAAUGGAUCGUGUAGACAAGAAUAUUAGGAAAAGAAAGUACACUGAGGUUUUCUUGCAGUAUGGUUUUACCUCAAUAAUUACAGCAGGAAUUGAGAAGCCACAAUGUGUUAUUUGUUGUGAAGUUCUCUCCGCUGAAUCUAUGAAGCCGAACAAACUAAAACGCCAUUUUGAUAGCAAGCAUCCAAGCUUUGCUAGCAAGGAUAUCAACUAUUUUAGAAGCAAAGUUGAUGGACUCAAGAAAUCUAGAUUUGACACUGAUGGCCAAUACCACAAACACAAUGUAGCAGCUGUUGAAGCGUCAUAUUUGGUGGCACUCAGAAUCACCAGAGCUAUGAAACCUCACACCAUUGCUGAGGAUUUACUGUUGCCAGCUGCAAAAGGCAUAGUUUGAGAAAUGAUUGGAAAUGAAUACAUUCAGAAAUUGAAUGCAACUUCCUUAUCUAACGACACUGUCUGCAGAAGAAUAGAGGACAUGUCUGCCGAUAUUCUUGAUCAGGUGAUCAAGGAAAUUAAAUCUGCACCACUACCAAUAUUAAGUAUCCAGCUUGAUGAAUCUAUAGAUAUGACAAACUAUGCCCAGUUAUUGGUUUACAUGAGGUAUAUUAAUGAUGGCGACUUUAAAGAUGAGUUUCUUUUUUGCAAACCGCUUGAAACAACAACAACUGCACAUGAUGUUUUUGAUGCAGUUGGUUCUUUUCUAAAAGUGCAUAACAUCUCCUGGGAAAAGGUUUGCGGUGUUUGCACAGAUGGUGCUCCUGCUAUGCUAGGAUGUCGCUCAGGAUUUCAACAUUUGGUACAAAAUGAAUAGCCAAAAGCAAUCGGAACACACUGUAUGAUACAUCACCAAAUAUUAGCGACUAAGACACUGCCGCAAGAUUUACAAGAAAUAAUGAAAAGCGCCAUAACUGUCAAUUUUAUUAAGUCAAGCACCUUAAACAGUCGGCUGUUUUGGCAACUGUGCAAUGAGCUAGAUGUGCCAAACAAUGCUCUGUUAUUUCACACUGAAGUCAGAUGGUUGUCAAGAGGAGUUUUAAAACGUGUCUUUGAGCUUCGUGAUGAACUGAAAAUAUUUUUUAAUCAGAAAGCAAGACCGCAAUUUGAAGCACUGUUUAGCGAUAAAACUGAGCUGCAGAAAAUAGCUUACUUGGUGGACAUCUUUGUCAUCUUGAAAGACUUAAAUUUAUCACUGCAAGGACCAAAUGCAAUGUGCCUUGAUUUGUCCAAAAAAAUUAGAUCAUUCCAAAUAAAACUUCAGCUUUGGAAAAAUAAAUUGGAUAAAAAUGAAAUUUACAUGUUUCCUACAUUAUCUGCCUUCUUUGAGGAACAUGACAUUGAGCCAGACAAAAAAAUUGUGAUGAUAACUUCUGUGAAAGAACAUUUGUACAUGCUUGCAGAUGAAAUUUCAUCAUACUUUCCUAAUCUACUUGACAACCCAUUUGCAUUUGCCAGAAGUCCAUUCACAGUGAAAGUUGAAGAUGUUGCUUGGAGACUGGCAGAAGCUCUUCCAGGGCCCCUCCUCCAAGAGGCUAUCAGAAAUGGCCAGUUGGAUGUCCUUGCCCACCAAGGGAGGGAACUGAGGAUCUCUCCACAGUUCCAGGAUUUCUGGCCAAUGCACCAACCUUGUAAUACAAAGGCAAGCACGAAUGUCCCCCUCACUUAA
Molecule: messenger RNA, 2241 nt
Organism: Monodelphis domestica (gray short-tailed opossum)
Lineage: Eukaryota; Metazoa; Chordata; Mammalia; Didelphimorphia; Didelphidae
Source: RefSeq, a predicted model, not a curated record